This is a messenger RNA of Alnus glutinosa, 867 nucleotides long. RefSeq lists its product as uncharacterized. The transcript is spliced from 4 exons. NCBI's taxonomy places the organism in Eukaryota, Viridiplantae, Streptophyta, Magnoliopsida, Fagales, Betulaceae. The record is from RefSeq and is a predicted model, not a curated record. Bases 307 to 867 code for a protein of 186 amino acids.
CCUUCACUGCACCUUUCUCUUCACAUCACUCUUUCACCAAGCUCUUCAAUUCUUGCAUCUACCCCAUAACUCGGCCAUCGCAUCAUCUUCAAUUUUGGCUUUGAAUUUGUGUUUCCUUCCAUCCCAACUAACCCUACCAACCUUUGUUCUUCAGUAAUUUCCCUCAUCAGUUUUGUGUUAUAAAAAGGCCUUAAUGUGUUGGAGAAGAAAAUCUGAUUACAGAAGAGAAAUCUGCGCCUCAUCUAUCAAAACGGCUCCAAUCACAAGAUCAAAGAAGGUGGAGGCAACUUUCGGGCCAAUAUUCUUAUGGAUUUAGAUAACAUUUUGGAUACCGAUAGUGAUUCCUCUGAUGAGGAGACCGAAAUGCGUGAAAUGCUUGAUCUGAUAGUGAUUGUUAUGAACUAUAGGCCUAGGGAGCCUCAGCGCACAUCCAUAUUAACUGGAGCAGCCUAUAUCAAUGAACAACUGGAAGGCAACCCUGCAAACUGUCAUGACAUGUUUCGAAUGUAUAAGGGUGCAUUUAGAAGCUUGUGUGCCCGUUUAAGGGAAUUGAACUACGCUGAAGAUACUAAAUUAGUCACUGUUGAAGAGGCCGUUGGUAUCACACUGUUUAUACUUGGUCAUGGUGUGGGAAUGAGAGUUGCAGCUGAUCGUUUCCAGCACUCCUUGGAGACAGUUCAACGUAAAUUUAGGCAGACUAUUCGAGCCUUUAGCAAACUAGGAAAACAUAUCAUACGACCGACACAGACUAUUGGAGUGCAUCCAUUUGUUAGUAACUCAAGUAAAUAUUACCCGUGGUUCAAGCAUGCUAUCGGUGCGAUCGAUGGGACACACAUCAAAGCGCAUGCUCCUACAUCGAAAAUGUAA